GUGAGAGAACCAACGUUUCUGGACAAUGACAUUGAUGUUUAUCCCCGCGAUCCCCGGCCAGCACUAGUUUGCUUUCCGUCACAGUAUCUCCACAGAAGGGUAGGCGUAUUGUCAAUCUAGUUAUAUACGCCUCAGCCCCCCUUAUCCCCUUAACGUUCACUUUUCCUACGUUCUUCCUCCACCAUAUCAUUUGUUGGUUGUAGCUCCUUCCUCAGCCUUUUAUCUUAAGUGCAGAUUCAGUGCCGAACAUCCUCGUCAUCCGAGUAUGCACAAGUCUAUUUCAGCGUCCCAGUGGGGUACCCCUACAGCUUCCAGGCGGGCUCUGCUCAUUCAUGGUUUGACCAUGUCCUCGCAUUCAUGGGAGGGCCUCGCUCAGCUAUUAGUAGCAGAAGGAUUCUUUGUCGUGGCGCCCAAUCUCCUUGGGCAUGCAUGGAGACGGAGCACUGACUAUCGUGUGUCCACCCUUGCAGAGGACUUGCGAUCGUAUUUCGUCAUGGACACGUCCUACGACGUGAUUAUAGGUCAUUCUCUUGGAGGCACAACGACCUUGGCGCUCUUGCCAUUCUUGCCCCGAACGAAAGAAACUACUGUCAUACUCGUGGAUCCCCCCCUCGAUAUCACAGAGGAGACAACCAACAUGUAUCGUGAUAUAUUUCUGAAUGAGGUUACGAAUGUCAGAACCGCUGACGAACACAUGGUCGAGAAUCGUACUUGGUCACGACAUGACUGCUUGUCAAGAGCGCUUGGAGCUUCCAUGUGUGAUCGCACUGUUAUCGAGGGGACAUUUAGGGAUAACAGUCCAUGGUCUUUCAGCGGGCUGUUGAAAACGAUCCCCCCUAACGUGAAGAUCACCGUGCUAGCAUCAGAUCCAGAGCUCGGUGGUGUUUGUUAUUUGGAGCAGAUCCCUCGUGACGUGGAGAGAUUGAAGGCUAGACUUCUUAAUGGCAUCGGUCACUGGAUUCAAUACGAGUGUCCCGAUGCUAUCAUGGAUGAAGUUCCGCUAGCAAGAGCAAAAUUGUGAGCUAGGCGAGGAAGAGAUGGAUUAUUGUGGUGUAGUUCUUGUAUAUACUGCAUUCAAUCAUGUACUUGUUCUUGGUCUUCCCUCUAGAUUGUGGUAGUUUCACAGCAAUUCCAGAAGUAUGAUGCCAUUCCCUCAUUUAGUCGCCCCCGCUGGACAAGUUAUCGUCGCCCGACAACACGAACUCGACACUCACUGAUGGGUCAUGUUUGCUUCA
Messenger RNA from Suillus paluster, 1235 nucleotides. RefSeq names its product Alpha/Beta hydrolase protein. The coding region runs from base 266 to 1021 and encodes 251 amino acids. The record is from RefSeq and is a predicted model, not a curated record. The transcript has 3 exons. Lineage: Eukaryota; Fungi; Basidiomycota; Agaricomycetes; Boletales; Suillaceae.